AUCUAGCAGUUUCCAUUUCGCACCCUGUUUCUCUCCUCUCUCUGCUCGUGUUCCGCGUUGAGAGAGGCCGGCUGGCAUCGACGGACAUGAGCCGCCCAUCGUCGCCGAUCCUGAUCUCCGACGACGAGAAGGAGCCGGCCGCGGCGCCGGUUGCCGCUGUCCAGGGUGCAAAGGACGAGCAGGCCCCGGUGGCGGUGGCGGAGGGGUCCAACGACGGCGACGGGAUCGAGACGCCGAGCUGGCUCCCCGACGGAUUCGAGAUAGAGGGGUACUACGAGCGCGACGGCACCUUCAAGGCGACGGCCUACAUCUGCCCGGUGAGCGGCCUCAAGUUCGCCAUGAUGAGGGAGGUGCUGGACUACUGCUGCUCCGACGGGAUGGAGCGUGCCAUCGCCGGAAAAGAGACGCUCCAGGACAAGACCACCCUGCAGGGGAAGUACGCGUGGCUCAGGCAAAAGCACGGGUGGGUGCUCGAGAUCAGGGCCGGGGGUGAGAACUUCAGCAAAAUGUUCAAGUUUUAUACUCACCUGUCUACUGGGGUGCAGCUUGCAUCGAAAAAUGAAGUACUACGCUACAUAGAUGAGGCCGAACUCCCUGAAUAUGUCAAUGGAGAUUGUGACACAAGCAGCGAAGAUAAUAUCAUUGCGCAACUUGAGUUCAGCAUCAAUUCCCUUCCACCCGGAUGGGUCAAGGAAACUACAUUCAGGAAAUGCAGCGAUGGCAUCAGAAAAGAUACGUUUUAUACGGAUCCGAUUACUAAAAAAGUAUUCCGCUCGUUGAAGUCUGCGGAACAAUACUUCACAUCCGGAGAACCUGUGGGCGCUCAUGUACCAAUCAUGAGUGUCACUGAUAUGUACUAUUUUGACAGGUGCACAGAUAUGCUUCCUUGCUUAGCAAGUAGAUUGAAAAUGGAAGGAACAGGAGACCAAAAAUGCGAGGGAGAGGGCCAGACUUCACGUCAUGGUGAAGAGGAUGAGAAAGGAAUGAUAUAUGGUGAUGUCAACAAGGAACAUGAUGAAGACGAGUGGCAUGGUGAUGAUGAGAAGGAUGAGGUACACUAUGGUGAUGGCAAGGAGGAGGAAGACAAUGAAGAUGCACUCAAUGGUGAUGAUGCGGAGGAAGAGGAUGAACAAGAGGCGCUCCAUGGUGAUAACAAUAAGAACAAUGAAGAGCGGGGGACUGAUCGCUACCGUUCAAUUACAGAACUCUAUAAAAUAACAACACAAGUUACAGGAUGCAGCUUGACAAGUACUGAAAAAUAACGAGAGUAGAGCUGGGGAAGAGAGGAUAA
Panicum hallii is the source of this 1291-nucleotide messenger RNA. RefSeq lists its product as uncharacterized. The transcript is spliced from 8 exons. Lineage: Eukaryota; Viridiplantae; Streptophyta; Magnoliopsida; Poales; Poaceae. The record is from RefSeq and is a predicted model, not a curated record. Bases 87 to 1262 code for a protein of 391 amino acids. Gene Ontology annotation, molecular function: DNA binding.